Molecule: messenger RNA, 618 nt
Organism: Cornus florida
Lineage: Eukaryota; Viridiplantae; Streptophyta; Magnoliopsida; Cornales; Cornaceae
Exons: 2
Coding region: 1-618 (205 amino acids)
Biological process (GO): intracellular manganese ion homeostasis
Cellular component (GO): membrane
Molecular function (GO): iron ion transmembrane transporter activity; manganese ion transmembrane transporter activity
Source: RefSeq, a predicted model, not a curated record
AUGGACUGGCUUUCGAUUGCAGUUGAUGUGUUGGUCCUUGGGUUUGCGAAUCUGGUUGCUGAUGGUAUAUCAAUGGGGUUUGGAGAUUUUGUGUCAACCAGCACCGAGAAGGACGUGGCAGCCAAGGAGAGGAUGGUGACCCUGUGGGAAGUCACCAACCACUCUGAGCCCCAGCAACUGGAGUUAAUCCGGCGGUAUCAAGCUCUUGGAAUGGAUGUCCACGAUUCGACCACGGUGGUGAACAUAUUGGCCAAGUAUAAGGACAUAUUGGUGGAUGAGAAAAUGGCGACUCUGAAAGGAAUGCCACCGCUGGACCAGGAAGAUAAGCCGUGGAAGAAUGGCCUGGUCACCUUUGCGGCUUUUCUUGUGUUUGGAAGUGCACCUCUUCUCUCUUUCAUCAUUCUCAAACCAUUCACCCACAAUGACACGCACAAGUUCAUCGGCGCGUGCAUACUAUCUGCAUUGGCCCUUGCACUACUCGGGAUAGCGAAGGCCAAGAUUGCUCGUCAGAACUAUGUGUUAUCCGCUGUGGUCACCCUCACCAAUGGUGCUGUUGCUGCCUCCGCCGCCUAUAUCAUUGGGUGGACACUGAGGAAUGUAGCUGGCUUGCGAGACUGA